AUGCAGCCCCUGGUGAUGCAAGAAUGGCCCUAUGUCCUCCCACGAUGUUCUGAGUGGCAUGUCACAGACCAGGCGCAGCACAGCAGCAGCAUGGCUUCCCCUUUGCUGCCUGUAGUAGUUGAAGCCUCACAGGAUGGCGCAGGACCUUCGUGUGUAACCCCCCGGGCUCUGAGCGGUGCCGCCAGGCCCCAGGCCCCUUUGGAGAUGAAUCUUUGCUGGAAUGAGAUCAAAAAGAAAUCCCACAGCCUUCGGGCUCGACUGGAGGCCUUUUCCGACCACAGUGGGAAGCUGCAGGUGCCUCUCCAGGAGAUCAUAGACUGGCUCGGGCAGAAGGAUGAGGAGCUCUCAGCGCAGCUGCCCCUGCGGGGCGAUGUCCUCCUGGUGCAGCAGGAAAAGGAGAUGCACACGGCUUUCAUGGAAGAAGUGAAGUCUCGGGGACCAUACGUUUACUCUGUCCUGGAGUCAGCACAGGCCUUCCUUUCCCAGCAUCCAUUUGAGGAAUUAGAAGAACCAACUUCAGAAAGCAAAGAUGUCUCUCCCCGGCACCGGAUCCAAAACAUCAGCCGCUUUGUCUGGAAGCAGGCAAACGUGGCCAGUGAGCUAUGGGAGAAGCUCACGGCUCGGUGUGUGGAUCAGCACCGUCACAUUGAACGGACAUUGGAGCAGCUGCUAGAGAUUAAAGGGGCCAUGGAGGAGCUCAGCACAACACUGGACCAGGCUGAAAGCAUGCGCGAAACCUGGGAACCCAUUGGGGACCUCUUCAUUGACUCCUUGCCAGAGCAUAUCCAGUCAACCAAGCUGUUCAAAGAGGAGCUCUCCCCUAUGAAGGAUGGGGUGAAACUGGUCAACGAUCUUGCGCACCAGCUUGCGAUCUCAGAUGUCCACUUGUCCAUGGAGAACUCCCGUACGCUGGAGCAGAUCAACAUGCGCUGGAAGCAGCUGCAGGCCUCCAUAAACGAACGCCUGAAGCAGCUCCAAGACGCCCACCGGGACUUUGGACCAGGCUCCCAGCACUUCCUCUCCUCGUCUGUACAGGUCCCCUGGGAGCGAGCCAUUUCCCCCAACAAAGUGCCAUACUACAUCAACCACCAGGCCCAGACGACAUGCUGGGACCAUCCAAAGAUGACAGAGUUGUACCAGACGCUGGCGGAUUUGAACAACAUCAAGUUCUCAGCAUAUCGGACAGCUAUGAAACUACGACGUGUGCAAAAAGCCCUGCGAUUGGACAUGGUGACCCUGGCUACAGCCUUGGAAAUCUUCAAUGAGCAUGACCUCCAACCCAGUGACCGGGCGAUGGACGUGGUGGAGGUCAUCCACUGCCUGACCACCCUCUACGAGAGGCUGGAGGAGGAGCGGGGCAUCCUGGUGAAUGUGCCGCUCUGUGUGGACAUGAGCCUCAACUGGCUGCUGAAUGUCUUUGACAGUGGCCGCAGUGGGAAGAUGAGGGCUCUCUCCUUCAAGACGGGCAUUGCAUGUCUGUGCGGGACAGAGGUCAAGGAGAAGUUUCAGUAUCUCUUCAGCCAAGUGGCGAAUGCCGGGGGACUGUGUGACCAGCGGCACCUUGGUGUCCUGCUCCACGAGGCCAUCCAGGUCCCUCGCCAGCUGGGGGAGGUGGCAGCAUUCGGGGGCAGCAACGUGGAGCCCAGCAUCCGCAGCUGCUUCCGCUUUAGCAAUGGGAAGCCUACCAUUGAGGCAUCCCAGUUCCUGGAGUGGGCCAACCUGGAGCCGCAGUCCAUGGUGUGGCUGGCCGUGCUGCACCGGGUGACCGUGGCUGAGCAGGUGAAGCACCAGACCAAGUGCUCCAUCUGUCGACAGUGCCCCAUCAAGGGCUUCAGGUAUAGGAGCCUGAGGCAGUUCAAUGUGGAUAUCUGCCAGACUUGCUUCCUCACUGGGCGAGCCACCAAGGGCAACAAGCUGCACUACCCCAUCAUGGAGUACUACACCCCGACCACAUCCAGUGAGAACAUGAGAGACUUUGCCACAACACUGAAGAACAAGUUUCGGUCCAAGCAGUACUUCAGCAAGCACCCGCAGAGAGGUUACCUGCCCGUCCAGUCCAUACUCGAGGCUGACUUCUCUGAGACACCAGCAACCUCCCCGAUGUUACCACAUGCUGACACCCACUCCCGGAUCGAGCACUUUGCCAGCAGGCUUGCAGAGAUGGAAAGCCAGAACUGUUCCUUCUUCAAUGACAGCCUGUCCCCUGACGAUAGCCUGGAUGAAGACCAGUACCUGCUGCGCCAUUCCAGCCCCAUCACCGACAGAGAGCCUGGGGGCAGCCAGCAGGUUCCAGGAAGCCCCAACAUGGAUGACAAGGGAGAGCUGGAGCGAAUCCUGGCCCACUUAGAGGAUGAAAACAGGAUCCUACAGGGAGAACUGAGACGUUUGAAAUGGCAGCAUGAUGAGGCAGUGGAGUCUCCAACCUUGGCUACAGGGUCCCCUGAAUCAGUGCAGGACUCGCAUAAUGACGAGCUCCUGGCAGAAGCACGAAUCCUCCGGCAGCACAAGAGCCGCCUGGAGGCCCGCAUGCAGAUCCUGGAGGACCACAACAAGCAGCUGGAGUCCCAGCUGCACCGGCUGAGGGAGCUGUUGCUGCAGGUACUCUCAGAACAAGGAUCCAGAGAAGCCCAUCCGUGGGCCUCUUCGUUGGCUUCAUCUCCACAUCAGUCUGAAGGCAGUCAGGCAAAGGAGAAAGAGCGCAACACCCCUGACACCGAAGCUGCAGACGAGGUGGAAGCCAAAACCCAGGAAGUGAGCAUGUGCCUGGAAGACAUCAUGGAGAAGCUGCGGAGCGCCUUCCCCAACUCUCGAGGUACUGGAAUGAAAUCUCCCUCUCUGGUUUCUUACUGCUCACUCAGAUGAGAUUUUCCCCACGGAGCCCUGCCCCAAUCCCAGCUUCCCUGCA
This is a messenger RNA of Balearica regulorum gibbericeps (East African grey crowned-crane), 2905 nucleotides long. The record is from RefSeq and is a predicted model, not a curated record. NCBI's taxonomy places the organism in Eukaryota, Metazoa, Chordata, Aves, Gruiformes, Gruidae.